Cynara cardunculus var. scolymus (artichoke) is the source of this 2174-nucleotide messenger RNA. RefSeq names its product receptor homology region, transmembrane domain- and RING domain-containing protein 2-like. Lineage: Eukaryota; Viridiplantae; Streptophyta; Magnoliopsida; Asterales; Asteraceae. The coding region runs from base 747 to 1862 and encodes 371 amino acids. The transcript has 3 exons. The record is from RefSeq and is a predicted model, not a curated record.
AUUAACCGCUAUUUUGGACCGAUAUAUCACUGAUAUAACCGAAAUAUAGAAUAUCGGUCCUGACCGAUAUUUUGUAUUUUGACCGCAGUAACAGCAUAGUUCCAUGGUAAAGAAGACCACAGUAUCAUAACCGACUCGAGAAACACUCUAGUCCUACUUGAGAUCCAGACGUAAUCAUGUGGUUGUAGAAAUCUGAUUAGAGAUAUUCGCAACAACUAUGGAUGAACAAUUGGCUGAAUCAUAUGUCAUUGUAUUUCAGAUACAUUCGCCUUAAAAUACAUUCGCCUUAAAAUACCUUCACAAUAAUCGAUCGAAUCUCCUUUUUCUUCAUUCUUCUCCUCCAUUUAUGAUCACUGUCUCGACUACGAGGCUAUCAUGGCUGAUUAGGAUUAAUUCCCUAGAUGGCCCUUUCAUUGGUGGUGGUAAAUCCUCCGGGUAAGACAACCGAUGAUGGAGGAUUGGUGUGGAGGAUAGUUUUGGAUCGGAUGGUAAGUAUCUCAGCCCAGGGUGUGGAACGAAACUUAUCAUUUUCAAUCCUCAUCACUGCGAAUUCCUGAGUGAUGAGAUUAUUCUGAUCACACGGAAGAGCUGUUGAAGAUAGGAAGCAAUGGACCAGAUCACCUUCUUCAUGGAUUUCAAUCUUCUAUGCACUUGUAUCUAUCUCCAUGGAUUUGGAACUACUCUGAUGCCAAUUUAUUAUGAAUGGGAUUGAUUCAAACAACUGAGAGUUUCAAUGGAAAAACAAUAUGGAAUGGAAACAGAGAACCAAAGCAUAUGUAUUUCACUGCUUAAAUGAAAAGGAACAUGGCUAUUCGAGAGGCUGUACUCUCCAACAUUACAAAGGAAAUAUCUGCAUGCCCUACACCUCCUACAUCUUCCCUUUUCAUACAGGAUUUAUUGCAAUGGCAGGGAGCUCAGCUGGUAUAGUUAUACAUGCCGUAUUUGUAUCAAAAGCAUCAGGCCUAAAGCUCAGAAAGUAUGCUGGUAUUACUUCAAUAGAAGUGUGGAUCAUCCCAAGCUAUGAGAACUCGGCAUGGUCAAUCAUGGCCAUAUCUUUCAUUUCCUUGCUGGCUAUGUCUGCGGUACUGGCAACUUGUUUCUUUGUCCGUAGGCAUCGCAUUAGACGAGAACGUCCACAAGCUUCUCGUGUUCGAGAAUUCCAUGGGAUGAGUAGUCGGCUGGUGAAAGCCAUGCCAAGCCUAAUAUUUACAGCUGUUUUAGAAGACAACUGCACGUCAGCAACAUGUGCGAUAUGUCUUGAAGAUUACAAUGUUGGGGAUAGGCUUAGAAUUCUGCCAUGCCGACACAAAUUUCACGCAAUUUGUGUGGAUGCUUGGCUAACUUCCUGGAGAACCUUUUGCCCUGUUUGCAAGCGUGAUGCGAGAACCAGCACGGGAGACCCACCAGCAUCAGAACGCACGCCAUUGCUUUCGGCUUCUGUGGCUUCGUCAACUAUAUUAUCUUCUACGUAUUCAUCAUCUUAUGCAUCUUCAAGAGCAAUACAAAUUGGCCAAGCAUCUCCACAUACAGGUUCUAAUAUCCAUUCUGUCUCUUCGAGCACUCGCUACAAUCUGCAGUCACUUCAAUCCCCAUAUCUUAGUCCAACACGAAGCUCAUUAGACAUUAGGAACGCUUCUUCACAUAGAUCUUGUGCCUCCCAUUUGAUCUCCUCAAACUCCUUGGGAUACCCUUCAUUGUCGCCACUAAAUUCCCGACACAUGUCUUCAUAUUAUCCCAGUCCAGUAAACGCUUCAUCAAGUUUUAUGUGGUCCUCUAGUCAGCAGCCUCAUCCUUUGCGCCAUGCUGACUCUGCUGCUAGCUUUUCUCCCUUUGCUUCAGCUCAGUCCCUCCCAGAAUGUUGAAACUAUCUAUCCAUCUAUAUCUAUCUGUACAUUAAUUCUACUUUCCGCUGAUAUUGUUGUGUUGCUUUUCAUCUUUAUUUCAUGUUUGUGAUCGGUGAGUUAUACUUAUUUGUUUGGACGGGCAUAUUAGUAGACAUGGUAUGGGUUGCUUUUAUGAAAGUGAAUAGUGGAUACACAGCUUCUUGUUUAUAUGCAAAUUAUGGAUUGUACCCCCAAAGUUAUUGUUGAGCAGAAUCUAUAGCAGAUUUUUGUACAUUGUAGUAUGAUGGAUGGUAUGUAAAAUCAUCUAAAUAAAGGGUUUAUUUUGCACUC